Molecule: messenger RNA, 3374 nt
Organism: Kogia breviceps (pygmy sperm whale)
Lineage: Eukaryota; Metazoa; Chordata; Mammalia; Artiodactyla; Physeteridae
Gene: ANKRD52
Product: ankyrin repeat domain 52
Cellular component (GO): cytoplasm
Molecular function (GO): protein binding
Source: RefSeq, a predicted model, not a curated record
CGCCUGGGCCGCCCCGUGUCCCCGGUGGAGCCGCUGCUGCCGCCGCCGGGAGCUCGAUGCGGACGGAGCCCGGGCCGGGCCAUGGGGAUCCUCAGCAUCACGGACCAGCCGCCCCUGGUCCAGGCCAUCUUUAGCCGAGAUGUGGAGGAAGUGCGUUCCCUCCUCUCGCAGAAGGAGAACAUCAAUGUGCUGGACCAAGAGAGGCGAACCCCACUGCAUGCUGCUGCCUACGUAGGCGAUGUCCCCAUCCUCCAGUUGCUACUGAUGUCAGGUGCUAACGUCAAUGCUAAGGACACACUGUGGCUGACCCCUCUUCAUCGUGCUGCUGCCUCCCGAAAUGAGAAGGUGCUGGGACUGCUGCUGGCACAUUCAGCAGAUGUGAAUGCCCGGGACAAGCUGUGGCAGACACCAUUGCACGUGGCUGCCGCCAACCGGGCCACCAAGUGUGCUGAGGCUCUGGCACCAUUAUUGAGCAGCCUCAACGUGGCUGACAGGAGCGGGCGCAGUGCCCUGCACCACGCAGUGCAUAGUGGGCAUCUGGAGACGGUGAACCUGCUCCUCAGUAAGGGAGCCAGCCUGAAUGUCUGUGACAAAAAGGAGAGGCAGCCUCUGCACUGGGCGGCUUUUCUAGGGCAUUUGGAGGUCCUGAAACUGCUGGUGGCACGGGGAGCAGACCUUGGCUGCAAGGACCGCAAGGGCUAUGGGCUGCUCCAUACAGCUGCUGCCAGUGGCCAGAUUGAAGUGGUGAAGUACCUGCUACGGAUGGGGGCUGAGAUUGAUGAGCCCAACGCUUUUGGAAACACAGCUUUGCACAUCGCCUGCUACCUGGGCCAGGAUGCUGUGGCUAUCGAGCUGGUGAACGCAGGAGCCAAUGUCAACCAGCCAAAUGACAAGGGCUUUACACCACUGCAUGUAGCUGCGGUCUCCACCAAUGGCGCGCUCUGCUUGGAGCUUUUGGUCAAUAACGGGGCUGAUGUCAACUACCAGAGCAAAGAAGGGAAAAGUCCUCUGCACAUGGCUGCCAUCCAUGGCCGUUUCACCCGCUCCCAGAUCCUCAUCCAGAAUGGCAGCGAGAUUGAUUGUGCCGACAAAUUUGGGAACACGCCACUGCAUGUGGCUGCUCGCUACGGACACGAGCUGCUCAUCAGCACCCUCAUGACCAACGGCGCGGAUACCGCCCGGCGUGGCAUCCACGACAUGUUCCCCUUGCACUUAGCUGUUCUCUUUGGAUUCUCUGACUGUUGUCGUAAGCUUCUUUCCUCAGGUCAGCUGUACAGCAUUGUAUCCUCACUCAGCAAUGAGCACGUGCUUUCAGCUGGGUUUGACAUCAAUACACCUGACAACCUUGGCCGUACCUGUCUUCAUGCUGCUGCUUCUGGAGGGAAUGUUGAAUGUCUUAAUUUGCUGUUGAGCAGUGGAGCUGACUUGAGGAGGAGAGACAAAUUUGGAAGGACCCCACUGCACUAUGCAGCCGCCAAUGGCAGCUACCAGUGCGCCGUCACACUGGUGACCGCUGGAGCAGGCGUCAACGAGGCCGACUGUAAAGGCUGCUCUCCCCUCCAUUACGCUGCCGCCUCCGACACCUACAGGAGGGCGGAGCCCCACUCAUCUUCCAGCCACGAUGCUGAAGAGGACGAGCCACUGAAGGAGUCCCGCAGGAAGGAGGCCUUCUUCUGUUUGGAAUUCUUACUGGAUAACGGUGCAGACCCCUCCCUGCGGGACAGGCAGGGCUACACAGCCGUGCACUAUGCAGCCGCCUAUGGCAAUAGACAGAACCUCGAACUGCUCUUAGAAAUGUCCUUUAACUGCCUGGAGGAUGUAGAGAGCACCAUUCCAGUCAGCCCUUUGCACUUAGCUGCCUACAACGGUCACUGUGAAGCCCUGAAGACUCUGGCCGAGACGCUGGUGAAUCUGGAUGUAAGGGACCACAAGGGCCGGACCGCGCUCUUCCUGGCCACUGAGCGAGGCUCCACUGAGUGUGUGGAGGUGCUAACAGCCCAUGGCGCCUCUGCUCUCAUCAAGGAGCGCAAGCGCAAGUGGACACCCCUGCACGCUGCUGCUGCCUCUGGCCACACUGAUUCCCUGCACUUGCUGAUCGACAGUGGGGAAAGAGCUGACAUCACGGAUGUCAUGGAUGCCUAUGGACAAACCCCACUGAUGCUGGCCAUCAUGAAUGGCCACGUGGACUGUGUACAUCUGCUGCUAGAGAAAGGAUCCACAGCUGAUGCUGCUGACCUCCGGGGCCGCACUGCCCUCCACCGUGGGGCAGUGACUGGCUGUGAGGACUGCCUGGCUGCCCUGCUGGACCACGAUGCAUUUGUGCUGUGCCGAGACUUCAAGGGCCGCACACCCAUUCAUCUGGCCUCAGCCUGUGGCCACACUGCAGUACUGCGGACCCUGCUGCAGGCUGCCCUUUCCACAGACCCCCUGGAUACCGGGGUGGAUUACAGCGGAUACUCGCCCAUGCACUGGGCCUCCUACACUGGACAUGAAGAUUGUCUGGAGUUGUUACUUGAACACAGCCCGUUUUCAUACCUGGAAGGAAACCCCUUCACUCCUUUGCACUGUGCAGUAAUUAAUAACCAGGACAGCACCACAGAGAUGCUGCUGGGAGCUCUGGGUGCCAAGAUUGUGAACAGCCGAGAUGCCAAAGGACGGACCCCUCUUCACGCCGCUGCCUUCGCGGACAACGUCUCUGGGCUCCGGAUGCUGCUGCAGCAUCAAGCCGAGGUGAACGCCACUGACCACGCUGGCCGCACUGCGCUCAUGACGGCGGCUGAGAAUGGGCAGACCGCUGCUGUGGAAUUUCUGCUGUAUCGAGGGAAGGCAGACCUUACUGUGCUGGAUGAGAACAAGAACACUGCCCUCCACUUGGCCUGUAGCAAGGGCCACGAGAAAUGUGCCCUCAUGAUCCUGGCAGAAACCCAAGACCUUGGCCUUAUCAAUGCUACCAACAGUGCGCUGCAGAUGCCCCUACACAUUGCCGCCCGGAAUGGUCUAGCUUCUGUGGUGCAGGCCCUGCUGAGUCGUGGGGCCACAGUGCUGGCUGUGGAUGAAGAAGGUCACACCCCGGCAUUGGCCUGUGCCCCCAACAAAGAUGUGGCAGACUGCCUGGCCUUGAUCCUUUCCACCAUGAAGCCUUUCCCACCCAAGGACGCUGUCAGUCCUUUCAGCUUCAGCCUGCUCAAAAACUGCGGCAUCGCAGCAGCCAAGACGAUGGAUGCAUCCUGCACCCUCCAGGCCCCUCCUCCCCAUACCUGCUUUGAGCCCUCCUCCUGCCACAUCCUGGUUUUCUAUGCUGUUUUGGUGCAAGUACAACUGUCGUAGUCAUGGCUUUGGGAUGGGUUCUGUUUAUUAAAAUCCUAUUGCUCCUA